Elaeis guineensis (African oil palm) is the source of this 1827-nucleotide messenger RNA. Its product is annotated as E3 ubiquitin-protein ligase RGLG2. Gene Ontology annotation, cellular component: nucleus. Lineage: Eukaryota; Viridiplantae; Streptophyta; Magnoliopsida; Arecales; Arecaceae. The record is from RefSeq and is a predicted model, not a curated record. Gene Ontology annotation, molecular function: ubiquitin-protein transferase activity. Gene Ontology annotation, biological process: protein ubiquitination.
AUCGUCCUUGGCUUGACCGGAGCUCUUCCGUCUACUGUUUGUAAUAAAUUAUCGUUUUCUUUAAUGUUUUUGCUUGCUUCCAUUGCCUUCCUUUUUCUCCAGUUGAGGACUAUUUCUGCCGGUAUUUGCGAUGCUGGAAUGUCUUCUGGCUCGGGGAAUAGGUUGUGGCUUUCUGUAAUUCUACUGGCUUUUUAGGUGGUGGAGGAGACAUUUUAUCCUCAUAAAGCUUUAUAACCUGAAGAUUUCACAGAGUUGAGUUGUGACAAAUGGGUGGAAAAGGAUCCAAGAAUCACAGCUCGCGUCGCUAUUCUUAUGAUUAUGGGUACAUGCCUUCAGGAUACAGUUCGAGGCAUUCUUCCUACAGUCAGGCCCAUGUGAAUCCUGCGGUGGACAGGUUACAAAGAAAAUAUUCAAGGAUUGGUGAUGACUACCGCACACUAAGUCAGGUAACUGAUGCUCUUGCAGAAGCAGGUCUUGAAUCCUCUAAUCUGAUUGUGGGAAUCGACUUCACAAAGAGCAACGAGUGGACAGGUAAAAUUUCUUUCAAUCGCCGGUGUUUGCAUGAUCUGGGAAAUACUGCAAACCCAUAUGAGCAGGCAAUAUCUAUCAUCGGAAGGACCCUUUCUGCUUUUGAUGAGGAUAACCUCAUUCCUUGCUUUGGAUUUGGUGAUGCCUCCACCCAUGAUCAAGAGGUAUUCAGUUUCUAUCCAGAUAACCGACCAUGUGAUGGCUUUGAAGAAGCACUACAGCGGUACAGAGAACUAGUUCCACAAGUCCGGCUAGCUGGGCCAACAUCCUUUGCACCAAUAAUUGAAACAGCCAUAAGCAUUGUAGAUAACACUGGCGGUCAGUAUCAUGUUCUUCUUAUAAUUGCUGAUGGACAGGUGACACGAAGUGUAGAGACACAGUAUGGCCAGUUAAGUUCACAAGAGCGAGAUACCAUGAAUGCCAUAGUCAAAGCUAGUGAUCAUCCCUUAUCAAUUGUUCUUGUUGGGGUUGGUGAUGGACCCUGGGACAUGAUGCAUGAGUUUGACGACAAUAUACCUUCCCGGGCAUUUGAUAAUUUCCAGUUUGUGAAUUUUACAGAGAUCAUGUCUCGAAAUAUCCCUACUAGCAGAAAGGAGACAGAGUUUGCACUUGCAGCAUUGAUGGAAAUUCCUUCGCAGUAUAAAGCAACUAUAGAUCUCCAACUUUUGGGCCGACGAAGAGGACUGCCACAAAGGGUUUGUCUGCCUCCACCAGCCAUGUACCGUGGUUCAAGAUCAAGUGGCCUUGAGCAAGGUCUUGGAGGCCAUAGAAGUGCUACCACUGUCUCAUCUGAAAGUUCUCAAGAAGAUAAGCUGAUGUGUCCUAUUUGCUUUUGGCAAUCCAAAGAUCUUGCAUUUGGAUGUGGACAUCAGACUUGCUAUGACUGUGGGAGAGAUUUGCAAAGUUGCCCUAUUUGUCAAAGCCAAAUCACAACUAGGAUAAGGCUCUAUUGAUGCUCAGAAGCUAUCACAGGCGCUAAAGCCGUGUGGUCCUUAAACGAAAGCCAGGCUUUUGAAUCACUUCGCCUUGAACACUUUGGUUGAUCCGUGCUUCCACCUCUAUAAUGUUCAGCACAUAGUUGAUCUGUAAAUAUUGUAAACAGAGUUCCAAUGAUAAUGCUUCCUGUGUUGGUACUCAGGGUACAAAGCUCGGUUGUAGUCCUUGUGAUGAAAGUGAUUAUCAUACCUUAUACUCUGUGCAUCAAAUUUGGAAUCCUUAUUUGUUCUUUUAAUUUUUGAGGCUCCAAUGGUUGUAUGAGAUUUCAUUGUUCUAUAUUUGAUAUUGGCUGACAUUGUCAAA